This is a messenger RNA of Cryptomeria japonica (Japanese cedar), 1512 nucleotides long. RefSeq names its product linamarin synthase 1. Gene Ontology annotation, molecular function: UDP-glycosyltransferase activity. The record is from RefSeq and is a predicted model, not a curated record. Bases 23 to 1429 code for a protein of 468 amino acids. The transcript has 2 exons. NCBI's taxonomy places the organism in Eukaryota, Viridiplantae, Streptophyta, Pinopsida, Cupressales, Cupressaceae.
UUCCGGUAACUGUAAAACAAAGAUGCCCCAUGCCCUUCUCAUUCCAUUUCCUGCACAGGGUCACAUAAAUCCCAUGAUGCAACUUGCUUGGAAGCUCGUCUCUGAUGGAUUUUUCAUCACCUUCCUCAACACCGACGUCAAUCAUCAGAGAAUAAUUAAAGCCAACAAGGACAAAGACAUGCAAAAUAACGGCGAUAAGAUCAGAAUGAUUUCUGUUCCUGGAGGACUGCCGCCCAAGGUACGCCGCGGGGAGAACACAAAACAUGCCGCCGUAAAAUUUUUCGGGGAUGUUGAAAAUUGGUUCGCGCCUUCUGUAAUUGACAAAGUUGUUCAAGACAUAAACGACAAUGAUGAAGAGCAGAAACUUACUUGCAUUAUAGUAGAUGUCUGGAUGUGCUUUGGUCUGCAGAAAGUGGCUGAACUCCAUCAUAUAUCGCUGGCGGCUUUUCAUACAUCUCUUGUUUCCACCUUCGCCAUCCGCUACUUCAGUCCCAAGCUUGUCUCACUUGGGAUUCUUCCUUCCGAUGGCAUUCCAGAGGACGAUAUGGUUCAAAAGUAUCUUCCAUCUAUGCCGCCACUGCAGUCUGCUCAUCUGCCAUGGUUUUCCGGAGGUGAAUACUUGUUUAGGCACGGGAUUCGCAUGGCAAAAGAAGUGGCUAAGAUCGAAUGGAUCCUGUUCAACACGAUUUACGAGCUAGAAGGUGGUGUAGCUGAUGAUUUGUCCAGAGAAAUGUGCGUGUUUCCCAUAGGUCCCUUAAUUUUCCCCGAGUUUCUGAACGGCGACAGAAAGAUAUCGACCACGGCAAGCAUUUGGGAAGAUAACAUGGAAUGUUUGGAGUGGUUAGAAAAACAGUGUGAGCAAUCUGUCAUCUAUGUGUCUUUUGGGAGUCAUGGAAUUUUGAAUAACCAGCAAGUGGAAGAGCUUGCUUUGGGGCUGGAAGAAACCCAGAGACCAUUUCUGUGGGUUGUGCACUCGGAUGUAAUGAAUGGGACCACUGGCGGUCUGCCUGCGGGAUUCCUGGAUCGGGUUGACGAUAGAGGUUGCAUAGUAUCUUGGGCUCCACAGUUAAGGGUGUUGUCGCAUCCUUCCAUAGCUUGUUUUGUGACCCACUGUGGAUGGAAUUCUGUACAGGAGAGCAUCACCAUGGGAGUUCCGAUGCUAUGCUGGCCUCAUUUCGGCGAUCAAUUCAUCAACAGCACAUAUGUUGUACAUGUCUGGAAAGUGGGGCUGCCUUUGAAACUCAAUAAUGAUGGGUUAAUAGAGAAAGAGGAAUUUAGGAGAGCGAUUGAGAGAUUAGUUGCUACAGAAGAAGGCAGGGCAAUCAGAGAAGAAAUGAAAAAAUGGAAUAGCAUAGCAAGGAAUACAGUGAAAGAAGGGGGAUUGUCUUCCACCAACUAUAAACUAUUUGUCGAGGCCAUGAUGAAAUAAAUGAAUCACUAAGUUAUGGAUGAAUGAAUUACAUCGACAUGACGAUUUUAGUGGUAGAAAUAAUUUGAAAGACGCAUUUCUUA